CCCUCUGCUGUCCAGAACCGACCCACAGCGACUCAGACACUCGCCACCAUGUGCAAAGGGCUCGCAGCUCUGCCCCACUCCUGCCUGGAAAGGGCCAAGGAGAUCAAGAUCAAGUUGGGGACACUCCUGCAGAAGCCCGAUGCGGCCCCUGACCUGGUCAUCCCCUACAACGACAAGCCGGAGAAACCCGCCAAGGCCCAGAAGCCGUCACCAGAGGAGGUUCUGCAGUGGCGCGACUCUCUGGAUAAGAUCCUGCAAAACAGCUACGGGCUGGAAAGCUUCCGCAGCUUCCUGAAGUCGGAGUUCAGCGAGGAGAACCUGGAGUUCUGGCUGGCGUGUGAGGACUACAAGAGGACCCGGGCCCCGGGCAGGCUGGCGCAGAAGGCCCAGCGCAUCUACGAGGACUUCAUCCGGGCCGAGGCACCCCAGGAGGUCAAUAUCGACCACUUCACCAAGGGCCUGACCCUGCAGAACCUGGCGGCCCCUUCCCUGAACAGCUUCGACGUGGCCCAGAAGCGCGUCCGCGCCCUCAUGGAGAAGGAUUCGCUGCCUCGGUUCGUACGCUCCGAGUUCUACCAGGAGCUGCUGAAGUAACCGCAGGGCCGGUCCAAGCCGUCCCCUGCAUCGCCCAGCUCGCCUGGCCUCCCCCAACCCACGCGUCGUUCCCCCCUACACCCCCAAUCAACGGGGAGCACCUCCAGGGAGCACCCGGUAGCAUCGCUCUCUCCUUCUCUCUCCACCCGGCCACGUCCAUGCUCCGGUAUCCUCCUCCUUCCUUCCCUCCACCUCGUCCUGGGUUUCUCAUCAGAAUCAGGAAAAUUCUGCCCAUCGGAGCCGGUCCAAGCCCCGGAACGCUCCUGAUUGUCCAUCCAAAGUC
This is a messenger RNA of Sorex fumeus (smoky shrew), 877 nucleotides long. RefSeq names its product regulator of G protein signaling 5 (gene RGS5). The record is from RefSeq and is a predicted model, not a curated record. The transcript has 5 exons. Lineage: Eukaryota; Metazoa; Chordata; Mammalia; Eulipotyphla; Soricidae. Bases 49 to 594 code for a protein of 181 amino acids.